ACAUAAAUACACUUCUCUCAAUUCUCAAACUCCCCAUCCACUAAAACGUGACUUUGCAACAUUCUUCUUCGUAAAUUCCGCCCUCUGCAAAAAAAAAACUCUCCAUUUCUUUCCCUCGUCGGAAAAAAAAACCCAAACUUUCCGGCGAGAAAAAGAAUGUCUCAAUCCACAACUUUCUCUCUCCUCACACCCACAAAAACCCCACCUUUCAAAACCCUUUUUAAACCCUCAAUCUCUCUCCGUCCUUCAAUUUUACCCAUCAAAUCAGAACAACCCAGAUCAACCCACAUCCCUCUCGCCGUCGCCAUUGAUGGAGCUCCGGCGACUGUAUCUCCGGUGGUUCCAGAAUCUUCCAUAGAAGUUGACUGUGUAAGUUCAUCAGAGAUGAAGGAAAAUGGGUUUCGUAGCACGCGUAGGACUAAACUUAUGUGCACAAUUGGGCCUAGUACGUGUGAGUUUGACACGAUUGAGGGUUUAGCUUUAGGUGGGAUGAAUGUGGCAAGGUUGAAUAUGUGUCAUAAUACUAGAGAAUGGCAUAAGGAAGUGAUUGAACAUGUGAGAAGGUUGAAUGAAGAAAAGGGUUUUGCUGUUGCGGUUAUGAUGGAUACUCAAGGGAGUGAGAUUCAUAUGGGUGAUUUAGGUGGUGCUUCUUCUGUUAAAGCUGAGGAUGGUCAUAUUUGGACCUUUAGCAUCCGGUCUUUUGAUGCAGAUCACCCAGAGCGCACCGUUAGUGUGAGUUAUGAUGGUUUUGCUGAAGAUGUUGAAGUGGGUGAUGAACUUCUCGUGGAUGGGGGUAUGGUCCGCUUUGAGGUUGUUGAGAAAGUUGGCCCCGAUAUCAAGUGCUUGUGCACUGAUCCUGGUUUAUUGUUGCCUCGCGCUAAUCUGGCGUUGUGGAGGAAGGGAAGACUGGUUCAACAACGUAACAGUAUGCUCCCAACAAUCACAUCUAAGGAUUGGCUGGAUAUUGAUUUUGCGAUAGCCGAAGGCGUGGAUUUUAUUGCAUUGUCUUUUGUGCGCUCAGCUGAUACAAUCAACCAUCUGCGAAGUUACAUAGCUGCUCGAUCUCCUGACAGGGAUGUUGCUGUAAUUGCUAAAAUAGAGAGUGUUGAUUCGCUGAAGAACUUGGAAGAGAUCAUACGAGCUUCUGAUGGAGCUAUGGUUGCUAGAGGGGACAUGGGUUCACAGAUACCUCUGGAGCAGGUUCCAUUUGCUCAGCAGAGAAUUGUUCAUCUGUGCAGGCAGCUCAAUAAGCCCGUUAUUGUUGCCUCUCAGCUCCUUGAAUCCAUGAUUGAGUAUCCCAUACCUACUAGAGCUGAAGUUGCUGAUGUGUCUGAAGCAGUCCGGCAGCAAGCUGAUGCGUUGAUGCUCUCUGGUGAAUCAGCUAUGGGUCUAUACCCUGACAAGGCAUUAGCUGUUCUUAGGAAUGUCAGCCUGCGAAUUGAGAAGUGGUGCAGAGAGGACAAGCUUAGUGAAGAAUUGGAACUUCCCAGUAUAUCAACUUCAUUGCCGGCUGUUAUAAAAGAAGAGAUAUGCUCUUCUGCUGCUAAAAUGGCGAGCAGCCUGCAAGUGGAUGCAUUGUUUGUUUACACGACCGAUGGACACAUGGGAUCUCUCCUUUCACGGUGGCGACCAGACUGCCCCAUAUUUGCUUUUACACCCACUGCUUCUGUGCGGAAACGUUUGAAUCUGCAAUGGGGUUUGAUCCCUUUCCGGUUGGACUUUGCCGAAGACAUGGACAGGAAUUUGAGCAAAACUUUCUCAUUAUUAAAAAUAAAAGGCAUGAUCAAGUCUGGAGACCGUAUUGUUGCUGUUUCUGAUAUGCUACAAACCAUCCAGGUAAGGAUUGUUCCUUGAGACCAUGAUCAUGCCUAAUUAUGUGCUAUUUAUAUGACAUCGGAGUAAUUCUGUACUUGUUUUAGGAUAAUUAGGAGUUCUGUAUUUGUGUGUGUUUUUUUAUAGUUCACCCUUCAAUGUGAUUGUUUAGGUAUCACUGUUUCACAUUCUUUCCUAGAUUUAUAGAUCUGUUAGUGUAUUCGACUCUUUGCUUCUUGGUCGUGUAAUAAGUACAAUUGCAACUACCUGUUGAGUUUUGAUAUUGUUGUAAUUCUGAUAAUUGUAAAAUUUGUUAGUAA
This is a messenger RNA of Beta vulgaris subsp. vulgaris (sugar beet), 2132 nucleotides long. RefSeq names its product pyruvate kinase isozyme A, chloroplastic. The coding region runs from base 157 to 1854 and encodes 565 amino acids. The transcript has 6 exons. The record is from RefSeq and is a predicted model, not a curated record. Gene Ontology annotation, molecular function: magnesium ion binding; potassium ion binding; pyruvate kinase activity. Lineage: Eukaryota; Viridiplantae; Streptophyta; Magnoliopsida; Caryophyllales; Amaranthaceae. Gene Ontology annotation, biological process: glycolytic process. Gene Ontology annotation, cellular component: cytoplasm; chloroplast stroma.